Molecule: messenger RNA, 999 nt
Organism: Pseudogymnoascus verrucosus
Lineage: Eukaryota; Fungi; Ascomycota; Leotiomycetes; Thelebolales; Thelebolaceae
Exons: 2
Coding region: 112-831 (239 amino acids)
Cellular component (GO): Mis6-Sim4 complex
Source: RefSeq, a predicted model, not a curated record
CAACCUCAAACUGAUCGAAGCAGUGAAGCAGCAAUUUAAGAGCCAGCAAAUACACCCAGCCCGCCCAAUCACCCAACAACUCACAGGGCUACUGCAUGUUCAUAAGCCGCAAUGUCCGCCGCUCCAGCCCCCACGAUCCUUGACCUGAAACUCGCAUUUCUGCGCUCUCAAAUCCAGGCUCUCUCCGCUCCACUGAGAAUCCCAGUGAACUACCAACCUCCUGAUGAAAACCAAGCCAUUCGCCAACGAGCCAUAGAUGACGCUCUCUUCCAACUUAACGCCCGUAUUCAAGAACAUGCCAAACUCGUCUACUCCGCGCCGGCGCAGCGCCAUGUCGCCGAGCAGGUGGACGCAUUGUACUGGAUGGCUGGGGAGCGCGACGUCAGCGGGGAGCUUGCGCGGGGUCAAUUGGAGCUAGGGACAGAUUUUGCGGCGGAUGUCAACAUCACGAGUCUCCCGGAUGCGUGGGAGGAUGAAGAGGAGGUUGCGCAGCGCCCAGAGGAAGCGCAGCGGUAUGUAGAGCUAGCUGCGCACAUUAAGGGGCUCAAUGAUAGGCGCACGGAGUUGAGAGAGAAGGUUGCAAGGUAUAAAGCAUUGAAAGGGAUGCUGGAACCGUUUGAGAAUUCGAAGGAAGACGUUCAGGGGAACCUAUGUACGAGGGAUGGGGAGGUGGAGGCUGAAUUGCAGAAGAUGGGGAUGCUUAUGGCGCGGGUCAAGGGCAGGCUGGAGGGGUUGGAAACAUCACAGAACCAAGGGGAUGAGGAAAUGGACCUUGACUUCUUGGACCAGGAGAAGAAGGCGGAUCUGCUACUAAAAGAUAUUUUGCGGUAAUAGGCCAUCCUCGAUGAUUUGAUAUGACGAAGAUCAUAUGAAAAUUAUACUACGAUACCCUCUUCAUUUGAUUUCACGGUAGAUUUCAAGCAGGCGUGACAGCUAAUGGUGAGAUGCAAGGAUCGGGAUCCCACUGAAAGCGAGAAUCCUCAACCCACAACGUUAAAC